GCACAUAUACUCUGGUUGAUUAUAAUCCUUUCUCCAGGACACAACUGAAGAAAUCCUUAGCAUUAUAAGCCCAUUACAACAGAGAACUGCUGUUCAUGAAGUCGAUACUGGUACAACUGAAAUCCCUGAACAGCAAGAAGCAACCAUCGUCCAAGCAGAAAUUCGCAGCGAAGAAACUGCAACAGAUGAUUUGACGAUGGAAGCCCAACCCAGAACUCCCAAAGCUCCGUGUGACGAACAAGCCGUCAUAGCCGAUGCUACUGCCGCUGCCCCAAUUGAGCCGAUCACACUCGGAUCGACCAUUGCUUCUUCCUUACAACAGGGCUUCAACAUUUCAGAUUUGCUCUCCUUUGACCCGGCAUCAAUGGGUCUGACUGCCCUUGGAGCAAAGGUACCAUCUUUACAGCAAUCGGCUAACUUGGCAGAUCAGCUUCAACUUAUCAAGGGUCUGCUCUCUGCUCCAAUCAGUACUCUGGUUGAUGAUUCCAUCAAGAUAAAAGAAAUCCUCGAGCAGAUAGAAUUCCAACUUCCAGAGUCACUUCGAGUCAAACUUUGGCCAGCUGGCCAUCUUCCUUUCUUUCGGGCAGAAGUGAAAGCAGCACAACAGAGAAUAGAAUUAAGGCAUUCUCAAAUUCCUCUGAAAGCUGACAUCGCUCAGAAGUGCAAACUGCUCAACCAAAAGAAAGCAACUCUGGAUGCCAAAGCUGACAUCUCCGAGAGUACAAGGCGGCUCAACCUCCUGGAAAAGGAACUGAUGGAACUAGAAGAAAAGAUCCACAGCACCCAAAGACUGAUCCAAGAGGAGAAAGCCUCGAUCGCAAACUCCAAGCAAGAAGCCCAAAAAAUGACCGAACAGAUACGAGCAGAAGCUACCUUCGUGCAUGAUAUGAUCUAA
Molecule: messenger RNA, 895 nt
Organism: Panicum virgatum (switchgrass)
Lineage: Eukaryota; Viridiplantae; Streptophyta; Magnoliopsida; Poales; Poaceae
Exons: 3
Coding region: 197-895 (232 amino acids)
Source: RefSeq, a predicted model, not a curated record